CUGCUGGGAACACCUUCUAUGGAGGCCAUGAUGACGGCAUGUGAAGGAGCUCGUGCCCACAUUCUCAGAGGACCACAUAAACAGUCAUCCCUUCCUGUUCUGUACACACUGUCCAGCCAAGCAACUCAUGAAGCAGUCCACCUUUUGUGCAGAAUGCUUGUGUUUGAUCCGUCUAAGAGGAUUUCAGCCAAAGAUGCCCUGGCUCACCCGUACUUGGAUGAGGGUCGACUGCGCUACCACACAUGCAUGUGUAAAUGCUGCUACACCACGUCUUCUGGUCGAGUUUACACCAGCGACUUUGAGCCUGUCACUAAUCCCAAGUUUGAUGACGGCUUUGAGAAGAACCUGAGCUCCGUCAGACAGGUCAAAG
This is a messenger RNA of Nematolebias whitei (Rio pearlfish), 370 nucleotides long. Its product is annotated as serine/threonine-protein kinase NLK-like. The record is from RefSeq and is a predicted model, not a curated record. The transcript has 3 exons. The annotation marks the transcript as partial. NCBI's taxonomy places the organism in Eukaryota, Metazoa, Chordata, Actinopteri, Cyprinodontiformes, Rivulidae.